UUUUCCUGUCAGGAAAAGAUGUGUUUCUCACCCUUUCUCUCGCUGUGUGGUCACAUCAAACCUCUCUCGCACCGCGUCAAGCUGCUCAACAUGCAAAUCCUUGACAGCACAUGAGUGAGAAGGUCUGAAGUGGUUUUUCUGGAGAUGUAUGAAAUCGAGACAUUCUGUUGUGUCCAGUGACUGGAGAUAGUGGCCGGUCUCAGGAGAGGCAGUUCUGUUUGUGUUACAUGUUUAUCUGACGACUUUUCUGGAUUUUUUUCUGGCUUUGGGGAAGCAGACAUGUCUUAUCUUCUCAUUUUGGGACUCACAGUACUAUGGACUUCACACAUUCAUGCCGUUUCUAAUCGCUGCGAUGCGCCCGUUAAAGUCCUUCACAAGACUCCCUGCACAUCCUGCGCCGCUUCCGCCGCCGUCGUCUGCGCGCGAGGGUUCGGGAAGAUCACCCAGAACCCCGAUAGCUGCAAAUACGUUGUGGAAAUCGGCAGUCGUCAGAUAGAGCUGUCAGGGUGCUCUCAUAGCUGUCAGGGCUUUACGACAGUCCAGCACUGCUGUCCGGGCUUCUGGGGCUCCCUGUGCUUGCCUUGCCCUAGCUGGUCUGGAAAGAUUUGUAACGGUUAUGGUACAUGUGAAUCUGGAAAUGGCACCUGUGUUUGUAAUGAGGGAUAUACAGGUUUUGCGUGCCAGAAUUGUUUGAAUGAGAAUGCCUAUGGAGACCACUGCCGUUCAGAGUGCAGCUGUGUGAAUGGAAAGUGUAACUCAGGACCGAAUGGAGACGGUGAAUGUUACUGUCAGCCGCCAUAUUCAGGACCAAAGUGUGAUGAAGUUUCUUCAUCUUGUUCAAACUGCCCAGCCUAUUCAUACUGUAAGGGAGACUACACAAAUGCUGUGUGCGAAUGUCUGCCUGAAUACAAGAAGAUCGGAAAUGCGUGUAUAGGUUCCGGGUGUUCACCAGCAAUUUGUGACACAAAUGCUAAAUGUUCAUUUAGCGGUGGAAAGUUUCAAUGUGAGUGUGAAGAGGGAUUCAGAGGAGACGGCAAACACUGCAUUCCCAUCAACCCCUGCAACACUAAUAACGGAGGCUGUCCUGUAGAGUCCACUGCCUGUGAAUUCACAAGCCCAGGAAAGUCGAAAUGUGUGUGUUUGCCUGGAAUGCAAUCGUCCGACCCGUCCAAGGGCUGCACGCAAAAGUCGGCCUGCACACCGGGUUCAUGCCAUAUCAGCGCCCGCUGCGAGACCAACUCAGACGGCACGCCCAGCUGCCGCUGCAACGCUCAGCAGAUCGGCGAUGGCAGACGUUGCUAUGGGAACCUCAUGGAAAGAGUUUUGGAGCUGGACAGAGAGGGCAGGCAGGCAGGAAACCUCACUGGAAGCAUUCGGUUCUUUGAGCAAGCGUGUGAGUUCACACUCAGCCAGCACGGCCCGUUCACUGCCUUCAUUCCUGCGGGACAGAAUCCAUUCCAAACGCUUGCAGGAAAGGCCUCGAGCAGCGUCCUGAAUGCAGUGUGCAAAAAUCACCUCAUCCUCGGACAGAAACUCUACAGUGAUCUGGAGGGGAAAGACAUGUGGAUGUACGGAGGAGAAAAGAUCAGAUUCAAAACAAAAAAGCACUUUAUCCUGAUGAGGGAUCCAGACGUGUUGUUUACUUUACUUGAGAGCAAUAUCCCAGCAUCCAAUGGAAUAAUUCAUAUUAUUGACAAGCCCUUUACUCUUGCUCAUAUCGAGUCCUCAAACAACAACAUGGAGUUCUCUUCAAAAACCGUCGGGGAGAUUUUCAGAGAGGAUGACAGGUUCAAUCGAUUCCUGUCUCUGAUUGAUAAUUGUGGAGCCCUGUUGCCUGUCAGAGGUUCAGGUCCGCUUACAGUGUUUGUUCCAACCAACACAGCCAUAGACAAAUUCAGAGAUGGAAGUCUUAUGUACAUGCUGAGUGAUGCCAAACCAAAGCUUCAGUCACUUCUGAAACACCAUAUGUUCUCCCUGGCUGCUGUCACUGUGGACCAGCUUGCUAGCAUGUCUGAGAUUACAACAAUGGCCAAUGAGAUCUUAAGGAUCAAUGCCUCUGAGGAUUUUGUCAUGUUAUCGAUCUAUCAUACAUUGUGCUCUAGGUGUGUUUGUCUGCCUGGAUUUGAAGGAGAUGGCUACACCUGCAUUAAAACCAAUCCCUGCCUCCAACCUCAGAGAGGAGGCUGCGACGUCAAUGCCAGAUGUAUGUACGAUGCAGGAAUGGUGAAUUGUGCUUGUAUGGAAGGAUGGACAGGUGAUGGACGUUUAUGUGUGGGAAUCAAUAACUGCUUGAGCGAGACUCGUGGUGGAUGUCAUGAAAAUGCAGAAUGCACAGUCACCGGACCAGGACAGAAUGAAUGCAGCUGCAGGAAAGGCUACAUGGGAGAUGGCAUCAUCUGUAAAAUUGUCAACCCCUGUUUGUCAGAUAACGGAGGCUGCCAUUCUCUGGCCACAUGUAAAUUAAAGAGCCCAGGAAUACGUGAAUGUGUGUGCCGAAGCGAAUAUGAAGGCGAUGGAGUCACAUGUUAUGGAAACAUGCUUAUGGAGCUAGAUGGAAACUCUGCGUUUUAUAGUUUCAACCGCUUCCUUCUAAGGCACAACGUGAUUGAACAAAUUUGCUUACAGGUUCUUCGACCUCCUCUAUCUGAUUUCCCUCCACCGCCUCCCAGUUUGAUGAAGCUCCUGAACGACACGCCAGAAUUCAGCCUUUUCAGGCAGACAGCGGUGCUCUACAACUUGGAAAACCGUAUCCCAACUAGAGAUUACACCAUUUUUGUCCCACAUGACAGUGCCAUACAGGAGUACCUGAAAAAAACAAACUCGACACAACUGAGCCAAGACAUCGUAAAAUAUCACGUAAUUCUAGGCGAGCAACUCUUUCCUGAACACUUGGGCAAUGGACUUUUUAAAAAUACAUUUUUGGGAAAUGGCACUCAGAUCAUGUUUUUUGUGGACACUGAUAAUCAGACAAUGGCCAAUGACGUUCCCAUAAAUGGAAGCUUCAUUGAGACGAGGCAUGGCACAGUGUUCAGGAUCCCACGUGUCUUAGACCUCCACAAGAACCACUGCAGUAAAGAUGUGAUUUUAAAAAUUUCUGGUCGCUGUGGAGAUUGUAACGCUGAACCAAAAUGCCUUUAUAAUGCCAAACCUCUACAACCAAAGUUCCCUCAAAAUAUGAAGUCAAAUUGCAAAUACAGGACAAGAGUUGGAAAAAAGAGAGUGAGUGUGCCGGGCUGUCACAUGGAAUGUUUGAGAACAACUAAGGACCAUUCUUGCUGUCCAGGAUACUUUGGGCAUGAUUGCUCCAAAUGUCCUGGGACUGUGGAUAACUGGUGCUCCAACAAUGGUCAAUGCAAGGAUGGGCUGUUUGGCAGUGGGGAGUGUCUCUGUAAUGAGGGCUUCCACGGAACGGCCUGCGAGAUGUGUGAACCUGGGAGAUAUGGAAAAGACUGCAAGUCUGAAUGUCAUUGUGAACAUGGCAAAUGUUUGGAUGGUAUGGAGGGAAACGGGCAGUGCAUUUGUUACAAAGGUUGGAAGGGAGUGAAUUGCUCCGUUGCGGUAGUCAAUGAUGCCUGUGGUGGAGUUUGUGAUGUCAAUGCUAACUGUAUCUCAGUAGGUUCAGGAGCUCUUCCAACUUGUUCCUGCAUAGCUGGUUAUAAGGGUAAUGGGACAUUUUGCAAAGAAUUUGACCCAUGUACCAAAAACAAUGGAGGAUGUUCCAUAAAUGCAAACUGCACAAAAACAUCGCCUGGUGAAAGGAGAUGCACAUGUAAAGCUGGCUACAUUGGUGAUGGGGUUAUGUGUCUUGAAAUGAAUGCCUGUUUAGUGGACAAUGGAGGAUGUGACAAAAAUGCUUAUUGUAUGAAAACUGGACCAAACCUCAAAUCUGUUAAAGAAGUGGUCACCAGUAGCGGAUAUAAAUUACGCUUCAGUGUUAGAGAUGGUGUUGUGUACAUCAACGGAAAUACAAAGAUCAUCACCAGUGAUGUUGAGUGCUCCAAUGGAGUCAUGCAUUUCAUAGACAAGGUCCUUUUUCCAUACGAUCUAACGGGCAAGGCAGAUAUCAACACCGGUUUGAACAUUACCGCAGCUGCUGAACAAUAUGGCUUCAAAAUCUUCAGCAAGCUCCUACAGGAUGCGGAAUUGAUGCAUGUGGUGAAGCAUCAACCCUUUUAUCCAUUCACCAUGUUCUGGCCAACAGAUGACGUUUUUAACAAACUCCCUGAGGACAGAAAGAAAUGGCUGUACAGCGAAGACCAUCGUGAUAAGCUACAAGCCUACCUCAAAGCUCACAUAGUCCGUGACCAGAGGGUAGUUGCUGUUGCUCUUACUGCUGAGAAAAAAAUGGAAACAUUGUUUGGAUCAGAGCUCACCUUCAGUUGCAACAAAGAUUUAAUUGGCGACAUCUUAAUCAAUGGAAACAAUGCCAGAAUCGCAGCGCGGAACAUGUUGUUUGAUUCAGGAAUCGCUCAUGGGAUUGAUCAGCUUCUGGAGCCACCGAGCAUUGGCGCUCGCUGCGACGACUUCACAAGCAUAGAGAUUAAGGGACACUGUGGCUCUUGCAGUUUGCUGCCCCAUUGUCCCCUCGGAUCAGAGGACACAAACAGAACUAGCAUUUGUAGACGACCAUAUUUACCUUACAUGUACAGACGGCCCAGUUAUCAUGGGUUGUACUCGUAUGAUUUUGGAUACAACUCAUACAGAGGUGGGCUUGGCUGUAAUCGGAUUUGCACGAAAAUGACUUGGUCUGUUAAGUGCUGUAAAAACCACUUUGGAAGAGACUGUCAAGUGUGUCCCGGCGGACUCGAGGCGCCAUGUGGAGAGCAUGGAGACUGCGAUGACGGCCACACCGGCACAGGGAUGUGUAAAUGUCACAACAGUUUUAGAGGCACAGGCUGUGAGCUGUGUGAAAGCAAUCACUUUGGGCCGAACUGCACAGCAUGUAACUGCACCAGCAAAGGCAUGUGUGACUACAGCCGGGACAGUGAUGGCAGCUGUUUCUGUCAAGAGGGGUGGAUGGGUAAAUACUGCGAAUCAAAAAUUGAAGUCAAGCUGAUCUGCUCUCCUGCAUGUGAUCUCAACGCAGUUUGCCUCCCUGAAAACCAGUGCGAGUGUGUGCCGCCCUAUGGAGGAAAUGGCAUCAACUGCACAGCUCCGGAUCUUUGCAGUGAAUAUAACGGAGGCUGCCAUGAAGCAGCGGACUGUUUGCAGACCGGUAUCAACGUUACUUGUUCCUGUCGGAUGGGAUACUCUGGAGACGGACACGUCUGCUCGCCCAUCAACCGAUGUGUAGAGGAGGCGAACGGUGGCUGCAGCGAUUUCGCAGAAUGCAUUUUCACUGGACCUAGUGAGAGGCGCUGUGAAUGUCUCGAGGGGUACGUGGGAAAUGGAAUCCAGUGUUUGGAGAAAGUGGUGCCCCCUGUUGACCGCUGCCUGGAGGACAAUGGCGGCUGCGACCCCAAAGCUACAUGCAAAGACCUUCAUUUCCACAUGAAAACGGCAGGUGUUUUCCAUCUGCGCUCAUCUGAGGGGAAGUAUAAACUGAACUUCAGUCAAGCACAGUUAGCUUGCGAGGCCGAGGGAGCCACUCUUGCUACAUUCAAACAGCUCUCUGACGCCCAACAGUUGGGAAUGCAUCUAUGUGUGGCAGGAUGGAUGGACGGCAAGAAAGCUGGCUAUCCGAUCCGGUUUCCUUCUGCUAAAUGCGGUGAUAAUCAUGUUGGUAUUGUGCUGUACAAAGAGCCAGUCAAUGCCAGUUGGCCGUAUGAUGCGUACUGCUACCAGAUGAAUGAGGUGUCUUGUGAAUGUAAACCUGGGUACAUUGGAAGCGGGGAAUUCUGUAAUGGAGACCUGGCCUCAGUUGUUGCCACUACUUUCAAAUUUUCUGUGUUUUACACAACUUUACUGAAGUAUGCAGAGGAUGGCGAGGAGGGCAAGAACCUGCUGAAGUCCCUGUCCGACAAAUCUUUAAACAUCACAGUUUUUGUACCUCAUAAUGACGGUUUCUCUGCAAACAAGACCUUAUCAUGGAGGGAUUUGCUGUAUCAUAUAUCCAGCAUCAAUAGUCUGCACUACUAUGAAGACUUGAAGCACAACAUGGUAAUCCCGUCCCGUCUGGGCUCUGAUCUAGUUGUAACGAUUCCGUCCAAUUCCACCGGUCAGGCUGAGGACCCUCAACCCCAAAAACUGGUGAAUAAGAAGGUCAUAUUGGCCUGGAACAUUCCAGCAAUCAAUGGUCUGAUCCAUGUCAUUGAUGGGCCUUUCAGAGCUCCACCUGUUCCAGUGCCGGCAGUUCCUCCAAUCUCACAGUCCAGCGGUGUCGCAGUCACAACUGUGCUGAUUAUCUUUGCCAUUGUUGGCUUUGUCGCGGGGCUUGCAUACUAUGUCCUCAAGCACAAGAAUGACGCCUUUCGUUUCCAGUAUUUUAAGAAUGAUGAUGAAGAUGGUGCUUCCACAAAAGGUGGUGGAAACCCUGCUUUAGUAUCUAUCCCAAACCCUUUAUACAGCGGCUACAGGGCGUUUGCAGAGCCAUUUGAGGAUUCAGCUGCUACAGACACACCCAACCUCAUCGACUAGCACAGACGGCAGUGCCGAUCUCCUCUCCCUUUCAUUACCUGCAAUCAGCUGGAAGAGGUGGCCUCAACACCUUUGUAUAUGGUUAAACCUAAAAAUAAAAGACUUAAAUGACCUAAUUAUGUCCUAGACAACAUCAGCCUACCAUGGUGCCUUCAGUUCAAUAAAAACAUUUGCUAAAAAACAUUGGGUGCAUUUGUUAGUUUACCUGUUGUUUUCGAAAGGGUUUUCUUCUUGGCCAAUCACAAAGGAAAUCUGCUGUCCAGGGAAUAAAACCUGGGGUCUAAUUAAUGUCUCCAACUGCAAUGCAUAAUCCCAAAGGUCUCGUCGACAUAAUAGAAGGGUAUUUUUGUCUUAUUUGAUCAUACUAAAGACAACUGAAGCGUAACGCAAGAGGGAGACACGUGAAAAUUCCCCUGAGGAAAACGACCACCUGUUCAUACUACUUGGCAGGAAAACAAUAUUGUUGAUUUUGGCUUGCUAUGGACUGGGAAAGGUAAAGCUGGUCAAAUAAGAAAAAUAAGUCAAGUAGAGUUUAGUGUGGAAUUUCAGGUCUUUUUUUAUGAAAAAAUUAUUUGUUUUCUGCACAAAUGAUUUUUUUUUUCAAGUU
Messenger RNA from Sinocyclocheilus grahami, 7183 nucleotides. RefSeq names its product stabilin-1-like. Gene Ontology annotation, biological process: cell adhesion. NCBI's taxonomy places the organism in Eukaryota, Metazoa, Chordata, Actinopteri, Cypriniformes, Cyprinidae. Gene Ontology annotation, molecular function: hyaluronic acid binding. The record is from RefSeq and is a predicted model, not a curated record.